ACUAGGCAGUAAAUUAUAAUAAAAAAGCACGACUAUGGCCAAUGUAGAGUCUAUGAUUGUAGAGGAUAAGACGCAGGUCAAGCAGAUAGACCGCGAGAAGACUUGCCCUCUUUUGCUUCGUGUGUUCUGUUCUACCGGACGACACCACUCCGUCUCAGAGUACAUGUUCGGAAAUGUACCCACCAACGAACUCCAGAUCUACACCUGGCAGGAUGCUACGCUUCACGAAUUGACCUCCCUGGUGCGUGACGUUAAUCCGGAUACUCGGAAGAAAGGAACCUACUUCGACUUUGCGAUCGUCUACCCCAACUUCCGGAACCAGCAUUUCUUAAUGCGCGAGAUCGGAGUGACGUGCACGGGCCAAAAGGGAAUCGACGAUAACAAGACCCUGGCUCAGGCCAAAUUCAGCAUCGGCGACUUUUUGGACAUCUCGAUUACGCCACCUAACCGACUGCCGCCCACCAACAGGCGUCAGAGGCCUUACUAAUGCCAAUGUACGAACUAAUCAUUUAAUCUGUCACUUGACACUCAAUGAAGUAUGAACAUAAUUAUAAGUGGAAUACAAAUAAGA
Molecule: messenger RNA, 571 nt
Organism: Drosophila bipectinata
Lineage: Eukaryota; Metazoa; Arthropoda; Insecta; Diptera; Drosophilidae
Gene: Bin1
Product: histone deacetylase complex subunit SAP18
Biological process (GO): negative regulation of DNA-templated transcription
Cellular component (GO): nucleus
Molecular function (GO): transcription corepressor activity; transcription factor binding
Source: RefSeq, a predicted model, not a curated record